GAAUUGACACUGCUUGGAAAACCUAAAAGACCUCGUACUGGCUUUAACAUUUUUGUGUCGGAACACUUUCAAGAAAGUGAGGGGAUUUCACCUGUGGCAAAGUUGAAGCAAUUAUUUGAUGCCUGGCAAAAACUGUCCAGUUCUCAAAAGCAGCCAUACCUGCAGCUUGCUGAAGAUGAUAAGGUUCGAUAUGGAAACGAAAUGAAGUCGUGGGAAGCCAAAAUGGUUGAACUCGGACGUGAAGACCUGAUACGUUCCAGAAAGCAAAAGCCAAAACCGAAAACUGCUGAAACUGCAAAGAAAGCUGGAACGGUCAAGGCUUCCUCACGUGAAAAGAAGGCAAAGUUAAAGUUGAAAAAAUCGGAAGAAUAA
Cariama cristata (Red-legged seriema) is the source of this 372-nucleotide messenger RNA. RefSeq names its product transcription factor A, mitochondrial (gene TFAM). NCBI's taxonomy places the organism in Eukaryota, Metazoa, Chordata, Aves, Cariamiformes, Cariamidae. The transcript is spliced from 3 exons. The annotation marks the transcript as partial. The record is from RefSeq and is a predicted model, not a curated record. Gene Ontology annotation, molecular function: transcription cis-regulatory region binding.